AUGAUGACCAUGACUACGAUGGCUGACGGUCUGGAGACUCAGGACUCCUCUAAGUCUGCUUUCAUGGAGUUUGGGCAGCAGUCGCACUCACAGCAGAGCUCCCCGUCGAUGGCCGGCGGCCACUACCCGCUGCACUGUCUCCACUCCGGCUCACACGCGCACCACCAGCACGACAACAGCCCCUAUUCCGGGAGCAACACCUACAACAGGUCGUUACCUUACCCUUACGUGAGCCAUCCGCACCACAGCCCCUACUUGCCAUCCUAUCACAACAACACGGGCGGACAGACAAGGUUAGAUGGCGCAGAGCAGCAGAAAACGACAGUGAUCGAAAACGGGGAGAUUCGUUUUAACGGAAAAGGCAAGAAAAUCCGCAAACCACGGACAAUUUAUUCCAGUUUGCAGCUUCAAGCACUGAACCAUCGUUUCCAGCAAACACAGUACCUCGCUUUACCGGAGCGCGCCGAGCUGGCAGCCUCUCUGGGACUGACCCAAACGCAGGUAAAGAUUUGGUUCCAGAAUAAAAGGUCAAAGUUCAAGAAGCUGCUAAAGCAAGGCAGCAACCCCCACGAGAGUGACCCCAUCCAGGGCUCCAUGUCUCUGUCCCCGCGCUCCCCGACAAUCCCCCCAAUUUGGGACGUCUCGGCCUCUUCCAAAGGAGUAAACAUGCCGGCCAACAGCUACAUGCCCGGCUACUCUCACUGGUAUUCAUCCCCACAUCAAGACUCAAUGCAGAGAUAGGCAGAAUGCUCAAGAGGCCUACUGGUAUAAGCUGCAAACGUUGACUGAGCGCAUGCAGAGACUGGAUGCUGCAGGAGCGAUGCGCGCGCUCCUGCUGCUCUGCUGCAGGAUCAGCCACAAACGAGAGGACUUACCCCCACCUUUUUGACAUUUUUUUAUUGAUGGCUGUCCCGUGGGCUCACAUCUGUUAAGCUUUCAUUCAUGUCAACAUCUGAACAUUAAUAUACCAAAUAUUAACACUGACGUUUUGGAGCAAAGACUGCGUAAUGCUCCCCGUGCGCUCUGGUUACCUUUUGGGCACCUGACUGCCUUUUAUCUUUUUUUUUCCUCUCCGACAUGCAAGAAUAUGAUCUGUCUGUAAAUAUGAUCUGCGAUUUUAGCUGUACAUACACUUUUUAUGUUUUGUCAGAUUGAGUAAACCGUGCCUCAAACACGC
Oryzias melastigma (Indian medaka) is the source of this 1177-nucleotide messenger RNA. It is a transcript of the gene dlx6a, whose product is annotated as distal-less homeobox 6a. Bases 1 to 741 code for a protein of 246 amino acids. The record is from RefSeq and is a predicted model, not a curated record. Gene Ontology annotation, biological process: cell differentiation; embryo development; regulation of transcription by RNA polymerase II. Gene Ontology annotation, molecular function: RNA polymerase II cis-regulatory region sequence-specific DNA binding; DNA-binding transcription factor activity, RNA polymerase II-specific. Lineage: Eukaryota; Metazoa; Chordata; Actinopteri; Beloniformes; Adrianichthyidae. The transcript is spliced from 3 exons.